UAAACUAAAGUUUAACUAGCGGCGUGAAAGAUAUUCAGCCAGUUGAUAGAAUAAAAUGCAGUAGUUUUCAAUGAUUUCCAGAACAUUCCCAUUCAUAAACUUUGGUCUAGUUUUAAGGGCUCUGAAAAUUUUCUUUAGUGCCGCCGUUUCUAUAUGCGCCUAUACUCACAUUUUAUUUUAAAUAAAUGUAAAAUUGCUUCACAGAUUCUAAUAUUUUCAGAUCAUCAUGCCUAAUGUCAAGUUCUACUACUUCCCCCUCAAGGCCCUUGGUGAGAGCGUUCGUCUACUCCUCGCUUAUGGUGGCCAGGACUUUGAAGACAACAGGAUUUCCGAGGAGGACUGGCCUGCGUUUAAGCCAUCGACACCUUUCGGCCAGAUGCCGGUACUAGAGAUCGAUGGUAAGGCUUACGCACAGAGCUUUGCCCUCUCCCGGUACCUGGGCCGCAAGUACGGCCUCUCCGGAGCCAAUGCUGAAGAGGAUCUGGAGAUCGACCAGAAUGUCGACUUCGUUAAUGAUGUCCGUGCGAAGGCUGCUACCGUCGAAUACGAAGCUGACGCGGAAUUGAAGGCCAAAAAGCACGCGGAAUUCAGUAAGGACGUCUACCCGGCAUUACUUGAGAAACUGGACGAGAUCAUCAAAAAGAACAACGGACACAUUGCUGUUGGAAAGCUCACCUGGGCAGACUUCGUCUUCGCUGGAAUGUUCGACUACCUAAAGGUGAUGCUCCAAGUUCCAGACCUAGAAAAGAAAUACCCAAGCUUCCAAAAAGUGGUUGACGCGGUGUACUCUCAGCCAAAACUCCAGACCUACAUCAAGAAAGCACCUAAAACUGAAUUUUAAAAUAGACAAUACUUUUUUGUUAAUAAAGUUAUAAUUUGUGAAUGUAUCCGAUUUCUCAAAUGUAUUGUAAUAAAAAAAGACAUUUAAAUAAGAAUAGGCAAAAGUAAACCGAGUUAUUACUGGCCACUAAUUCGAUAUUUAAAAAAAAUUAGUACGCUUU
Messenger RNA from Pieris brassicae (large cabbage white), 1001 nucleotides. Its product is annotated as glutathione S-transferase 2-like. The transcript is spliced from 4 exons. Gene Ontology annotation, molecular function: glutathione transferase activity. Lineage: Eukaryota; Metazoa; Arthropoda; Insecta; Lepidoptera; Pieridae. Bases 227 to 841 code for a protein of 204 amino acids. Gene Ontology annotation, biological process: glutathione metabolic process. The record is from RefSeq and is a predicted model, not a curated record.